This is a messenger RNA of Cydia pomonella (codling moth), 4212 nucleotides long. RefSeq lists its product as uncharacterized. Bases 1 to 4212 code for a protein of 1403 amino acids. Gene Ontology annotation, biological process: DNA integration. Gene Ontology annotation, molecular function: zinc ion binding; nucleic acid binding. Lineage: Eukaryota; Metazoa; Arthropoda; Insecta; Lepidoptera; Tortricidae. The record is from RefSeq and is a predicted model, not a curated record. The transcript has a single exon.
AUGGAAAAGUUAGCAGAAGUCCUCACCGAGAUGAUGGAGACCAUGAAAGGUAUGCAAAACCAACAAAUAAUUUUGCAAAGCGCAUUACUUAAUCAAAGCGCAAAUACAAAACCAGUCAGCGGAAUUACACUCCAACCUUACGAUGAAAUACAUGAAUCCUUCGAUAGUUAUUUACAAAGACUACAAAAUUACAUCAGUCUUAAAGGCGUUACGGAUGCAAGUACAAAAUUACAAAUUUUCUUAAACUGCAUCGGACCUAAAUACUACCAAGUGUUGAAAAAUAUAACCGCACCGGAUACACCUGAAUCAAAGUCUUACGACGACCUAGUAAAGAUAUUAAAAAACCAAAUUGCACCCGAACCCGGUGAAGUAGCACAACAACACAAAUUUUGCCUGCGGUUACAGCAUGAAGGCGAAAGUAUAGCCAAUUAUGUAGCCGGACUCAAAGAAAUAGGAGGUAAAUGCAAUUUCAUAUGUCAUAAUUGCAAUAAAACAACAUUUGACACACACCUACGUGUCCAAUUCAUUCGCGGACUCCGAAAUGCUGAAAUUAAAGAAAAACUUCUACAAGAAUCUCCUGAUACAAAGUUUGAUGACAUAAUCAAGAUUGCCUUGGCUAUUGAAACAUCAAAAUCUGAAACAAAAGAAAUGGGACAAGAAAUAGAGCCUAACAUAAAUAAAAUAUCAAUGAAGAAGAAAUAUCAAAACAAUACAUUCAAUGGUAAUACAAGUACAUUAAACGAAACUAGAAAUGCAUACAAUAGAGAUGCUAAUAUACAUAAUGAACAUAAAAACACAUACAACGGACGCAAUAACAAUACGAAGGAGAACAUAACUUGCUUUCGAUGUGGAAAAGAUAACCAUAAAGCUAAUCAAUGUAAGCUGAAAAAUAAAUUAUACUGCAAGAAAUGCUACACCAAGGGACAUGUACAGUCAGUCUGUUUCAAAGACCAAAAACAACUAGAUAUGGAUAGUGAUCUAUCAUUCUACGAAAGUGAAGAAGAAAUAUACGAAAUAAAGAAAAUACAUAAUACUUCAUCUACAGACAAAUUCAACAUUAAACUACAGAUAAAUGGCAAAAUGCACACUAUUGAAAUGGAUACGGGAGCUGCAGUAACUACAUGCUCUAAAGAAUACUAUGAAAAUAAUUUCAAAAACGUGGAACUCCAAAAUACACACAUAAAAUUGCGUACAUACAACAAACAAAUAAUGGAACCUAUCGGAAUAUGCAAAGUCAAUGUCCUAUACAAAAACAAAGAAAUUGUGGGAAGAAUAUUUGUAAUUAACGAUAACGUAGAUGCAGUUGUUGGAAGAGAAUGGUUGAGAGCGCUAAAUAUAGACUUUGACAUAAAAACAAUUACGGAAGAAGAUGUUACAGAGAAAGAAUUUAAAGAUAAACUGAACAAAUUAUUACAAGAUCAUGAAGAGUUAUUUUCGGAAAAAGUGGGAGAAAUUAAAAACUUUAAAGUUGCGUUUAAAUUGAAAGAAGGAUCCAUACCCAUAUUUCUAAAGCCACGUCCAGUACCAUUUGCACUCAAAGACCAGGUUGAAGCCGAAAUAGACCGAUUAGAAGAAGAAGGGAUAAUAGAAAAAGUAACAUAUUCUCAGUGGGGCACACCAGUAGUUCCUGUGAUUAAACCAACUGGAAAGGUACGCUUAUGCGCAGACUUUAGAGCUACAUUAAAUAAAAACCUGGAAAAUGACAACUAUCCGAUCCCUAGAAUAGAAGAAGUAUUUUCGAAACUUAGCGGCGGGAAAUAUUUUUGCACGCUAGACAUUAAUCAGGCAUACUUACAUAUGACAACGAAUGAAGAAACAGCCGCAAUGCAAGCUAUUAGUACAUGCAAAGGCACCUAUAAGGUGAAGAGGUUAAUGUUUGGGGUAAAAAUUGCACCGAACAUCUGGCAACGAUACAUGGACCAAACUCUGCAAGGAAUGAAGGGUACAGCCUGUUUUUUCGAUGAUAUUGCCAUACAAGGACGCACAUACGCGGAACUACUACAGAGGAUCAAGGCGGUAUUCCAAAAAUUACAGGAAUGCGGAUUACAUGUAAAUAAAAAGAAAUGUCAAUUUUUCCAAAAGUCAAUUACAUACCUGGGACACACAAUAAACGAAAAAGGCCUACAUCCAAUGCAAGAUAAGGUCAACGACAUUAAAAAUAGUACACGACCUACAGAUGUAUCAUCGCUCCGUACUUUUCUGGGAAUGAUUAAUUAUUACCAACAAUUUAUUCCCAAUCUUGCUUCAAGACUAAAUCCACUUUACAAGCUGUUGCAAAAAGAUACCAAGUUUGUAUGGUCAAAAGAAUGUGAAAAUAUUUUUAAUGAAUUGAAAGAAGAGAUAUGUGGAGAUAAAGUAUUAAUACCAUUCCAUGCCAACUUACAAGUGACACUUGCCACAGAUGCAUCCCCUACGGGAUUUGGCGCGGUUUUAUCGCACAUUAUGCCGGAUAAGACUGAACGACCUAUUGCUUUCGCGUCAAGAUCCCUAUCUAAAGCAGAAAAAGGGUACAGUCAGCUAGAUAAAGAGGCGGCAGCACUGAUAUGGGGACUUAAGAAAUUUUUCCAAUACUGCUAUGGACGAAAAAUUACAUUGAUCAUCGACAAUCAACCAUUAGCACGAAUAUUACACCCUGAAAAAGCGACACCUGCAACCACUGCCAUUAGACUUGUACACUAUGCGAACUUUUUAGCAGGUUUUGACUACAAUAUAAAGCUGAGAAAGACGACUGAACAUGCAAAUGCCGAUUAUUUUUCAAGACUACCUAAUCCUACAGAUACAGCAAAAGAGACACUUACAGAUGAUGACGCGUUUUACUUAAAUCAGAUUUCAGAGAUACCAAUAACCUUACAAGAAAUAAAAAACGCUACAAUGAAGGAUCCAGAACUACAAAAACUAUACUUGGAUAUACAGUCGGGUUCAGACGACCCUAACAGACUUCAUGAAUUCUCACUGCAAAAUGGUUGCAUUUUCUAUGGGAUAAGAAUAGUCAUUCCAAAGAAACUACAACCUCAAAUAUUAGAAGAACUUCAUACGGCCCAUACGGGUAUUGUUAAAAUGAAAGCUUUAGCCAGAAGCUAUAUUUGGUGGAAACAUAUUGACACAGACAUUGAAAAUACUGUAAAAAAAUGCAAAAUAUGUUGUCUGAUGCAGAAGAACCCUACCAAAGUACCAGUACAUACCUGGGAAUAUCCGAAAGAGCCAUGGAGCCGAGUACACGUAGACUAUGCCGGACCAUUUAUGAACAAUUACUUCUUUAUUGUUGUGGAUGCGUAUACAAAGUGGUUAGAAGUAACACCAACAAAUUCUAUUACGGCUACAACAACAAUAAAUAUUCUUAAAAAGUUAUAUACUACAUUUGGCCUACCAAUUACGCAAGUUUCAGACAACGGCAGACAGUUCCGGUCAGAAGAAAUGCAAAGAUUUCUCAAAUCAAAUGGAAUCCAGGCUAAAUUUACUGCUCCUUUUCAUCCUUCGACGAAUGGCCAAGCCGAAAGAUAUGUACAAACAGUAAAAAGAAAGCUGAAAGCAAUGGCAAAUGAAGAGGGUACAUUACAAGACAAGCUAUACAGAUUUCUAAUGAUGUACAGGAAAACACCGAACAGUGCUACGGGUUUGAGCCCAGCAGAAAUGAUGUUUAAAAGAUUAUAUAGAACGAGGAUAGACUUAGUCAAGAGAGUACCAGAAAUAAGGAUGAAAAAUAAUAAUGACGACAAGAUUGUGAAAAAGGAAUUCAAAAGAGGUGAUAGAGUUCAGAUAAGAAUGUACGACAACAACAAGUGGAAAUUAGGAACAAUUACAGAAAGAAAAGGGAAACUUCACUACGAGGUCGAAGUAGAAGGAAAAUUACAUGAGAGACAUACAGAUCAAAUUAAAAAGACGUCAUGCAGCGGUGAUGUUCCAUACGUCUACUUACCCAGGCCAAGUUCACCGACUACAGAAACUACACCAAUUCAACCGGACGUAGAAACAGCUGCGCCCAUUAAUCCUGAAGGUGUUCAUGAUGCCCAGAAGGUACCAAGCCCAAGUAAAAGGCAAAGUAUCGUGUCUGACUCAAUAACCUUACCCGUACCUACGGAUAUACAACCAGAAUCUCAAACUUUAGAGAAACCAUCGGAAGCUACAUUGCACGAGACAGUUGAGAUUCCUACAGAACCCGUACUGCGCCGCAGCUCAAGAAAUAGAAAAGCACCAACACGCCUAAACCUCUAG